UUCCCGGUCACGCAGCCGGAGUGGGCGGGAGAGCGAUCCAGUUUUGCAGCUUGGGCUGCAUCGCUGGAAUUGCUCACCCUGCAUUGUGCAUUCUCGCUUUUGCGAGGCACAGCCUCUUCCUCCCUCCAACUCCUCCUCCCCCGCUGCCUGCCACCAUGAUGGCAGACUCGCAUCGGCUGCCUUGUACCUCCCGACUCCUUCUAUCUCUAGCUGUAGGGGUGAUGCGGACGGCGUCCUCUGUGGCAGCCUCAGGGGAUGCUCCGCCUGGCAAAAUAGCUGUGAUCGGAGCUGGGAUUGGUGGCUCGUCAGUGGCCCACUUUCUGCAACAGCAUUUUGGGCCACACGUGCAGCUGGAUGUGUAUGAAAAGGACACAGUGGGUGGUCGCCUGGCCACAGUUACGGUUAACAAACAGCAGUAUGAAAGCGGUGGAGCCUCCAUUCAUUCCCUCAAUUUGCACAUGCAAGACUUUGUUAAACUGCUGGGGCUGAAGCACCGUCGAGAAGUGGCAGGGAAAAGUGCAGUCUUCAGUGGGGAGCAAUUUGUCCUGGAGGAGACAGACUGGUACCUCUUGAACCUCUUUCGGCUCUGGUGGCACUAUGGCAUGAGCUUCCUGCGCCUACAGAUGUGGGUGGAGGAGGUAAUGGAGAAGUUCAUGAGAAUCUACAAGUACCAGGCUCAUGGCUAUUCAUUCUCUCGCCUAGAGGAACUCUUACAUUCACUGGGUGGUGACGCCUUUGUCAACACGACUCAGCGCUCUGUGGCAGAAUCCCUGCUGGAGGUGGGCAUCACACAGCACUUCAUUGACGACGUUAUUGUGGCCAUUCUGCGUGCCAGUUACGGCCAAUCCGUACUCGUGCCUGCAUUUGCCGGGGCCAUGUCACUAGCAGGGGCACAAGGCAACAUGUGGGCUGUGGAAGGUGGUAAUAAGCUGGUGUGCUCCGGUUUGCUGAAGCUAAGCAAAGCCAACAUAAUCCAGGCCACUGUGACAGCCAUCUCCCUGCACAAUUCAGAAGGAAAAAAUUUCUACCAAGUGCACUAUGAGGAUGAGGAAGGCCAGGGUUCUAGCUUCUAUGACAUCGUGGUCAUUGCCACACAACUGCAUGAUAAGAAGAGCAACAUCACUUUUCAGAACUUUGACCCUCCCAUUGCUGAGUUUCCAGGAACUUUUCACACCACCAUCACCUCUAUAGUCCAUGGCUAUCUCAACUCCUCUUAUUUUGGCUUUGGUGAUCCAAAGCUCUUCCCUUUCACCAGUGUCCUCACCACAGACUCCCCUGCCCUCUUCUUCAAUUCCAUGGAUAACAUUUACCCUGUCAACGUAUCCAGUACCUUCAGGCGGAAACAACCCCAAGAGGCUGCUGUGUGGAGAGUCCAUUCCCAGCGUCCCUUGGAAAAGCAGGAGCUGAAGAUGCUGUUCCGUUCCUACUAUUCUGUCCAGGUGACAGAAUGGCAGGCAUAUCCUUCUUAUGAAUCUUCCAAGACUCUUCCACCCAUUGUUCUCCAAGACAAUCUCUACUACCUCAACAGCAUGGAGUGGGCAGCCAGCUCCAUGGAAAUGGCUGCUGUGGCAGCCAAAAAUGUGGCCCUCUUAGCUUACAACCUUUGGUAUCAUGACCUGGAUAAGAUAGACCAGAAGGACCUCAUGCACAAAGUGAAGACUGAGCUGUGAAUCUAGCAGGCACUGCUGGAGGAGACUUUUGGGAUCUUCUCCUUUAUUGGAUGCAUUGUGGAUUGAACAGGUACACUGGACUUUUUUAACAGGAAGAUGAAUGGAGGACUGGAUAUACAUCCCUGUUUAUCUGUUUGCAGCAAGUGCAUCCCAGUCUCUUUUGCAGUCUGUGAGCUAAUGGCAAUCCUUUACUGGAAACAACAUUUUCUGAGAAAAAUCUUGGAAGGCAUCCAAGCUGGUUAGUAUUGAACUGCAUCCAAGCUGAUUCCAGGUUCAGAAGUGGGACUAGUUUCUUCUUCAGGCAAACAGUGCUCUGCUACCUGAUGAGCCACAGCCGUACAUUGCCAACUGUACAUCACCUGGCAAGCUAUGCCUUUGUAAAGAAGCUACCUGAAGACUGGAGCUCUUGUUUCCUCUGCAACAACUGCAGUCUUCAUUCCUGACUGCUUCUUGCUGAACUCCUUCCUUCCUUGUGGCUCGGCUUCUGUGCUAGAGGGAAUGGCCAUUUCAAGCAGGAGCAUAUGUCUGAUGACAAAUCCCUGCAGCUCCCUUACUGUACUGCCAUGCCAAGCAGUGUUAGCCUUUACAAACACCCACAAGCUUGCCUUUAAUUGUGGUCAACCAGAGCCCUGAGUUAGGUAUUGAGGUGCUGGCUAAAGCUCAGGUUUGAUGUCCCCUCCCUGUGCAAAUGUGAACCUGCCUCCUACUGUCAGUACCUAUAUCAGACUGCAUAAACACUGUCCUGGUAACAUCCAAUCCCUGCAACUAAUGGCUGUUGACAGAGUAAGCAUGUUCUGCUUUCUACAGAGGUUUGGAUUUUUAAAAAAACGAUACAGGCUUUGAGAAAAGGAUCAGGUACUUGUAAAAUAAGGAGAGGAAUCACUUUAUUGUCAGACAGCAAGAUUGCUUCUUGAGCACAAAGACUGGCCAGUGAAUUUAUCCUGUGUUCCCUGUAGAGGCAGGGCAGGAAGUACUGGCCAUGUGACUCUGAACCUCCUCUAAUAAAGUUCCUUA
Messenger RNA from Gekko japonicus, 2684 nucleotides. RefSeq names its product prenylcysteine oxidase 1 like (gene PCYOX1L). Lineage: Eukaryota; Metazoa; Chordata; Lepidosauria; Squamata; Gekkonidae. The coding region runs from base 156 to 1670 and encodes 504 amino acids. The transcript is spliced from 6 exons. The record is from RefSeq and is a predicted model, not a curated record. Gene Ontology annotation, biological process: prenylcysteine catabolic process; prenylated protein catabolic process. Gene Ontology annotation, molecular function: prenylcysteine oxidase activity.